AUGGAAUGUGAAUUACGUGAGAGACCAGUUGUGAUUAAAAGUGAAUUAUGUGAGACACCAAUUCCUAUAAAAACAGAGUCUGAAGACAUUGAUUUUCCUAAUGAUAUGCUAACAGACAAAGGAGGAAAUUCUACACACAGUGAUAUCAUUGGUAUAUCACUGUCUGAAACAAGUCCCAUAACUGAUCAGAGUAGUACCCAUACAGGAGACAAGCCACAUCAUUGUGAUAUCUGUGGCAAAGCAAUCUCUAACAAAAAUGCACUGACUAUACACAAACGGAUACAUACUGGUGAAAAAUCUCAUCAUUGUGACAUCUGUGGUAAAUCAUUUUCUCGAAGUAGUAACUUAACUAUUCAUGUACGUAUUCAUACAGUACACAAACGUUUUCAUACUGGGGAGAAGCCAUUUCAGUGUGAUACCUGUGGUAAAUCAUUCUCUAUUAGUAGUCACUUAACUGCUCACAAAUAUAUUCAUACAGGAGUAAAGCCAUAUCCCUGUAACAUCUGUGGUAAAUCAUUUGCUGUUAGAAAUUCAAAAGGUGAACUUUUAAACCAGCUGGAAGAAGCUCCAAAUUCUAAAGCAGAUAUCCAGGACGAACCUGGAUAA
Octopus bimaculoides (California two-spot octopus) is the source of this 606-nucleotide messenger RNA. RefSeq names its product zinc finger protein 675-like. The record is from RefSeq and is a predicted model, not a curated record. Lineage: Eukaryota; Metazoa; Mollusca; Cephalopoda; Octopoda; Octopodidae.